AUUAACACGAACAAAACACAAGAGAAGCCCCCACGGACACAACACAAACGCAGCAAACCGGGGCUACACAACACGAGACAGCCGAAACCAGGGGAGAAGAUUUUUCUUUCGCAGUCUUUCUCCAUAUCAACACCAUCCACCCUCAAGAGAUCUUGAGGGUCGUUUUUUGGAUCUGGGUUUUGGGAGAUUGGAGUUCUUGUUCUGGGUUUAAGGGGUUUUGAGCAAUGGCCACUGCUUAUCCCAUUCCCCUAACUGCUGCUCAGGUAGGUACUUAUUUCGUGGGGCACUACUAUCAGGUGCUACAGCAACAGCCUGAGAUUGUUCACCAAUUCUAUUCCGAUGCCAGCACCAUGCUUCGCAUCGACGGCCAUGUGAGAGAGUCGGCCACCGCAAUGCUGCAAAUCCACUCGCUAGUCAUGUCAGUCAGUUACACUGGAGUUGAAAUAAAGACGAUACAUGCACUGGAAUCUUGGAAUGGCGGUGUUCUUGUGAUGAUUUCAGGUUCUGUGCAACAAAAGAACUUCACUCGCAGCAGAAAGUUUGUCCAGACGUUCUUUCUAGCUCCACAAGAGACUGGCUAUUUCAUUCUUAAUGACAUUUUCCAUUUUGUCGAAGAAGACCAAACUCACCACCAUCCUGCGGUUCUACUCGGUCAGAGCAAUUAUCCUACCAAACUCAGUGCUUCUCACCCAACUUCAGAGCCAGUGCCUACAUAUAUGAUGGGCGGGGAAGUCCAGGCACGGGAGUUUGCUCCUACAUCUGAUGUCAAGGAAAACGGCCUAGUCGACAAUUAUAGAGUGCCAGAAAGGUCUCAGCCAGUCCCUGAGUCAGAAAGUACAUUGGAGGCCAAUCAGCCGGCCGAGUCAAAUGGCUUCGUACAGAAUGUCGUAAAUGCUUCUCAAGAUAACUCACCGACUUCUGUCGAUGAGUCUAUUGGGGAGCCUCAAAAGCAUACUUACGCCUCUAUUCUGCGUGUUGCCAAAGGACAAUCUGCACCAUCUGUGGCUCCACCUCCAGUGAACAAGAAUUCUUUAGCUGUUUCAGAGUGGGAUCAUAUUCCAGAGCCCACAGGGCAGCAGCCAAUUGCACCAACUAAUGUGCAUGAACCGUCUGGAGCAGAGACAGGAGAGGAGAUUUCAGGUGUAGACGAUGAAGGUGAAAUCAAAUCUGUUUAUGUAAGAAAUUUGCCGCCUACUGUUUCUGAAUCUGAAAUAGAGGAGGAGUUUCGGCAGUUUGGUAAAAUCAGACCUGAUGGUGUAGUCAUUCGGGGUCGCAAGGAUUUAGGUGUUUGCUAUGCAUUUGUCGAAUUUGAAGACAUGGAUGGUGUACACAAUGCUGUCAAGACUGGGAGUGCACAGAUUGCUGGGCGACAAGUGUAUAUUGAAGAACGGAGACCGAACAGCAACAUUCCAUCCCGAACAAGACGAGGCAGAGGGAGAGGUAGCUACCAAACAGAGUUUUCGAGGGGGCGAUUUGGCGGGAGAAAUUUUAGCAGGGGAAGUGGGCAGAAUGGAGUGGACAGAGAAUACAACAAGCCAAGAGGGAAUGGUUUCUAUAAGCCAAGUUCUCGACAAGACAGAGGUGUGUUGGGGCAACAGAAUCCGAGGAACGGGCAAAGCCUACAGGAGUAGAGAAGCUUAGCAAAAGGAGCACAAAAUUUUGAGGCCGAACUUUUUGAACUUAUCAGAUUCUAUUCCGCCAAUUUUUAUGACCAUAAAUGGAUAGUGAUAGGAGCCAAUUUUACUGUUUAUGGGAGGACAUUUUCUUGAAGAAUGGUACCGGACAUGGCCUUUGCUAAUCUAUAGGGUAUGAGUCUGCAAUUCGAGUUAUAAUCUCCGACAUUUCGGAGUGAAAUUUAUUGACAAUCACCUGGUUUUUGC
Rhodamnia argentea is the source of this 1880-nucleotide messenger RNA. Its product is annotated as nuclear transport factor 2-like. NCBI's taxonomy places the organism in Eukaryota, Viridiplantae, Streptophyta, Magnoliopsida, Myrtales, Myrtaceae. The coding region runs from base 225 to 1631 and encodes 468 amino acids. Gene Ontology annotation, molecular function: mRNA binding. The record is from RefSeq and is a predicted model, not a curated record. The transcript has 10 exons. Gene Ontology annotation, cellular component: cytosol; ribonucleoprotein complex.